Molecule: messenger RNA, 1978 nt
Organism: Phaedon cochleariae (mustard beetle)
Lineage: Eukaryota; Metazoa; Arthropoda; Insecta; Coleoptera; Chrysomelidae
Source: the annotation of a GenBank genome assembly
GUUUAACUGGUCCGGCUCAGUUCGCUGGGUUUAGUUUACAUUUACAUUCAUAUUCUUCAUUCAUUGAUGAGGAGCAGGAGCCUUUGAAUUUGAAUUGAAUAAUAAAAAAUAAAAGUACCUACCUACUCCAGUCUGUACAAAUCCAUAUUCUUUGAAGACUAGUAUUGUGUAGCCGUAAAUACUGAAAAUUUUUAUAUAGGCAAAUAAAAUGGUUGUUUCGUCUGACAUUGGCGUUAAAGGGUUCUACAAAGGCAAAAAUAUCUUCAUCACUGGGGGCAGUGGAUUUGUGGGGAUAUGCCUUCUGGAAAAAUUCCUCAGAUGUAUUCCCGACCACGGCGACAUCUAUCUGUUGAUGCGGCCCAAGAAAGGGAAAGAUAUAUCCGAGAGGCUCGAGGAAAUCAAGAAAAACCAAAUAUUUGAGACUGUGCUCAAAGACAAAAGCAUUGAACAAGUAUUCUCGAAAGUAAAAGUUAUUGCUGGAGAUGUGAGCCAAGACAAUUUGGGCAUCUCACCUGAAGAUAGACGAACUCUAGUAGAUAAUAUCAAUGUCAUCUUUCAUUCAGCCGCCACGCUUGAUUUCGGCGAUACAUUGAAAACCACAGUGGAAAUCAAUCUUCUGGGCACGAGGAAAGUCGCCCAAUUGGCCAAAGAAUGCCGAAAUUUGGCUGUCUUCAUACACGUCAGCAGUGCCUACGUAGAUUCCUGGCGGACAGAAGCCGAUGAAGUUAUUUAUCCGUUACAAAAGGACCCCGAGGAACUAAUAAGCUUGGUAAAUAAACUCAGUCCAGAGGAACUGGAAAGGGAAACUCCGAAAAUUCUUGGAGAACAUCCCAACACUUACACCAUCACUAAACACAUGGCCGAACACGAAAUCCAGAAAUGCCAAAGCCUCUUUCCCUGCACUAUCGUCAGACCGAGCAUGAUCGUUGGGGCGUGGAAAGAACCGGUCCCUGGAUGGACCAUAAGCAAAAACGGACCGCAAGGGUUCUUGAUGGGAGCAGCCAAAGGGGUUGUUAGAAGACUGCCGGUUGCUAAAGAACUGAUUUACGAUUAUAUACCGGUCGAUAUGGUGAUCAAUACCUUGAUCAAUGCCGGUUUCAAUGCGGGGCACACAAAGAACCCAACUGUGGCCGUGUACCAUGCGACCUCCAGCACCAGGAACCCGUUCAAAUGGAUGAACGUGGAGGACAAGCUGCACGACUACCUGCACAAGGUGCCCCUGAGCAGUGCCGUGUGGUACCCCCACUUGAAGUUCCUGCCGUCGAUCACGUGGUACAAGAUAUCCGCCAUCUUCGUGCAUUUCUUUCCCGCCAUCGUGCUGGACACGGUGGCCACACUGAGCGGAGGCCGGCCCAUUUUGAUGAGAUUACACAGAAACGUGAAUGCUUCCCUCGACAUGUUGGAGAAAUUCAUCUUCUCAGAAUGGAAAUUUUCAGCUAUGAAAACCAUGGAUUUACAGGACUGGCUGACUAAGGACGACCAAACGGAAUUCAACAUGGACAUAAGCACCCUGCAAUGGCCGACAUACUUUGCCGAUUUGACACUGGGUGCUCGAGUUUACUUAAACAAAGACCCGAUCAAGACUCUGAAAUCCGCCAGAACACGAGACAACAUUUUGUUGGCAAUCCAUUUGAUUUGGCAGGCGGCGAUUUUUUCUCUUGGUUGGUUCAUCUUUGCUUGCCUUACGGGAAAAACAAUGUAUUCUUCCGUAUUCAUCAUACCUGUUUUCUUUCUUCUGUUUAAUUUGUUAUAAAAAGUAAUGAAUUUCGAGAUUAUUUCAAUCAGUAGGUAUUCUAAUGCCUGAAUAUACUGGUAAAUGAAGGGAAACAUGUUUUUAUGGUACACUGGGAUGCGAAUUGUAACUGAUAUAAAUUAUUUAGUUGUUAGUAUUGUUAAUUCUGAUGUUUUGUAUUUUUUAUAGAACUAUUCGAGAAAUUGUUAGAGCUUUUUUGAAAUAAAGUUUGAAGUUCUUGAUAUU